AUGGCGACAGGAGCAGAAGUUCACUGUAUCUGCAAGAAGGAGAUAGAGGAAGUAGUCCUGGAUCCCGAGGAUGGGGAAGCCCCUGCCAUCCGUCUCGAUGGUCUCUGCUCACUACGGGAUCUCAACCUAGACCCUGACAUGAGCUCUUCACCGAAUAGCCUAAGUGAGAAUGAGGUUGAGACUGAGCACAACUCUGAAUUUGGUUCAAGGUCCAAAUUACAGGUGCUGGAAUCGGGAGUGGUGGUCUAUCAAGAUCACGGAGAGCAGUCUGUAGCCUCAGCCAUCGACAAAGGAGAUGUUGUGGACUGCUUACCUCUUGUCAGUGACAAGGUUGACAAGAAGGUGCGACAGCCAGCUGACCAGGUGAGCCGGGAUGCUAGAAGCUACUUACCCUCAAAAAGCUGUACCACCCAACAGCCUCCGAUGAGCGCAGAGGCAGACAGUAGCAGGAGAGGCAGGCCGAGCAAAAGGUUGGUAGAUGUAAAGCAGGGCUCUGUGGCCCCAGUCCAGCACCGAAGGGCCAAAGGAGCCAGGGCCUGCAGGACAAAAAAGAAGAAGAAAUGCGUCAAGAGUAAGAAAGUCGUCCCUGAAGAGAUCCAAGAUCCAUUGCCUGACUCUGACUCCUCGACAGAUGAGUGUAGUGAGGUGCAAGUCAUGAGGGUGACCAUUUGCUUCAAGAAUGGAGAACAGAUCGUAUCUGGCAAUGCUAUGAAUCCAGCAGUCAGAACCCGGAAAAGGAAUGUCCAGCCCAGAGACAGUUUUCAUAACACGGCUAGCUCUCAGCAGGUGUCUGCGCCUAGGAGCCACACCUUGGGGAUGAGCAAGCUAGGGGCCUCUUGUUCGAACAGAAAAGCAGCUGUGUUCAGAGGCAAGGAACAAAGCAGGUCCCGUUACCCAAGAGCUGUUGCUGGUGGGCUCUGGAAGGCUAAUCCUAAAAAGAAAUCAACCCAGGAGAAGAAGCCCCUACAGGAUACCCCAAAAGUCAUCGGGAGAAGGCCUGGCAUACUGUGGGGGCAAAGACCCAAGGCAGCUCCUGUGGAAACAGCCACCAUCCCUACAGUAAUGUGUGCCUCUACACUAGAGAGUUCCAAGAAGCACUUCACAACACCUGUAGAGGCCACUGAGCCCACCGAUGCUACACCCAGGAAGAAAACAGUGGUAAAGAAUACAAGGAAGACCUUGCCAGCAGCCAGGGCAGACAGGGGCCUUGUGCGUAAACACAUCAUGAAGAAUUUCUCGGUGGUGACCCCAACACCAGGGUCCUACAAGCUCAAGGAAACUCUCCAUGCCCAACCCCUCCUCAACCUAUACUCAGUGAGAAUUUUUGUGUGUGAGGUUCCAACACACAGGGCAGAGCAACCUUGCAAGUUGGUGGAUCAUGCGGAAAUGAACAGUGGUGAUGCCAACACUGGAGCACCCCACUUUCCAGAAAGUUCAUUCCUUUUGUCCUGGAGCCAGAGAGACUUCAAUCCUUGGGGCCCUUCCCGUCUGGAUCUCAAGCCUGGAUGCUGCAUCUUGUGUUUUCUUUCAGGUGAUGAGGAUCUAUCUGUGGUUCCCCCAUUCCCUGUUGGGGACAAGCAGAAUCAAGCACCAGGGCUACUAGGAUGUCGGCAGUGUCCUUUGCUAGAGAAAGAAGCACACAGGCUGAGGAAGCAGCUAGCCGACAUGUGGGCCCUCAACAAAAGGUUCCAGGCCCUUUGAAGUAAGGGUACUGCUAUCUGCAGCCCUUCCCAUACUCCUGACUGCCCAGGAAGCCAGGUCUCGCCUGCCAGGCUGGAUUCAGUAUCUUACCACCUAUGGAUCCCCGGGGAUGUGGCCUUGCUUCUUCCUUCUACUUAUUCUACAGUCGGAACCACCUUUGCUGCCCUGAUUGGGCCCCCUGUCUCCACAUGGUGACAGCCCCAGCAUAUUAAAGUCG
Molecule: messenger RNA, 1918 nt
Organism: Psammomys obesus (fat sand rat)
Lineage: Eukaryota; Metazoa; Chordata; Mammalia; Rodentia; Muridae
Exons: 6
Coding region: 1-1701 (566 amino acids)
Source: RefSeq, a predicted model, not a curated record